Messenger RNA from Dermacentor andersoni, 563 nucleotides. Its product is annotated as ryanodine receptor-like. Lineage: Eukaryota; Metazoa; Arthropoda; Arachnida; Ixodida; Ixodidae. The record is from RefSeq and is a predicted model, not a curated record. Gene Ontology annotation, molecular function: ryanodine-sensitive calcium-release channel activity. Gene Ontology annotation, biological process: release of sequestered calcium ion into cytosol by sarcoplasmic reticulum; striated muscle contraction. Gene Ontology annotation, cellular component: calcium channel complex; sarcolemma; sarcoplasmic reticulum membrane.
UGUGGCAGAAUUUGUUACAGGCAACCCUUUCAACGCCUGAAAAUGCUGCUGGGAUUCUGCACAUUUCUUUCGCAUAUUGCAUCCCCACUUAUGGCAUGUGGCUGCUUUCCCUUUGUGCGCAGUCAUUCCCGCACAACCUGUGUUACUUCACAUUCUCGGUGAUGGGCGACCUGAACUACUUCUUCUUUGCGGGCCACCUGAUCGACGUGGCUGUCGGCUUGAAGACACUGCGCACCAUCCUGCAGUCAGUCACACACAAUGGCAAACAGCUGGUGCUGACAGUGAUGCUGCUGACCAUCAUAGUGUACAUCUACACGGUGAUAGCGUUCAGCUUUUUCCCCAAGUUCUACGUCCAGGAAGAGGACGACCAGGUUGGCCACAAGUGUCACAGUAUGCUCACGUGCUUCGUGUUCCACCUCUACAAAGGUGUGAGAGCAGGUGGCGGAAUCGGUGAUGAAAUCGAGCCUCCGGACGGUGACAAAUACGCGGUGUACCGCAUCAUCUUCGACAUCACUUUCUUCUUCUUUGUCAUUGUCAUCCUGCUGGCGAUCAUUCAGGAUUAG